GCUGGGAUGAAUCCUUAUGCGGUAGGAUGUGCUGGUUUCCCAACGUUGCCAAAAUAGGAAAGGGCUGCAUUGUCUGACUUUUUGGCGCGGCGUAUCGUAGAAUUUUGAAUCGGCCGUCAACCAUGCUCGCGGCCCACAGGGGUUCAUUGGGGGGGGGGGGGGGCGGAGGGUGUGUCCGUUGACGCAAGUUGAUGGGCGCCGGGGCACAGGGCCACCACAGGCGACUUGGGUCACGUCGUGGCGUGUUUGUUGUCCUGGACCAAAUGGACGAAAGAAGACGGAAGAGAAAGACUCUGGAAGUGGAGGGACGGGGGCACAGAUGUCAGCCGUCACUGAUCAGACGAAGAAAGUGGCAUCCAUGUAUGUUUCAGGUUACUUUCCUCGUCUGGCGACCUGUGCCAUCCUUGUUCGCGUGGCCAGACCCGCCAUAUUCUCCUACCGAGGAGUCUCGGGGGAUGCUUGACUUAGAGUUGGCUCGCUCGGUCUCGACGAGAUUGUGCGCUGGAAUUCGCGGUGUCUUCGGGGUUGUGUACGGAGUCUGCGGACUAUUCGUACGGAUAGAGUAUUUGAAAGCAGACCUGAGACUGCGGCUGAUAUUGGGUUGCCCGCACCAAAACUCAACAAAUCAGUCUCGAGCCUCUUGGCACAAGAUAUCAUCUGCAAUCCGACCAGGGCUCUCUCUUUUGAGUUAGUUUGAAGCCAUGUCCGUUGUCAAGACGAAACCAAAGUGAAAACUUCAGUCACCCACCUUGUACUUCGUAUCUCUCGCUGCGUCAAUUCCGCGCAGCGAAUACAUCUUGUUGGCUUUGGCAUCUGUGGUUAU
This is a messenger RNA of Colletotrichum phormii, 823 nucleotides long. RefSeq lists its product as uncharacterized. The record is from RefSeq and is a predicted model, not a curated record. The transcript has a single exon. NCBI's taxonomy places the organism in Eukaryota, Fungi, Ascomycota, Sordariomycetes, Glomerellales, Glomerellaceae. The coding region runs from base 192 to 692 and encodes 166 amino acids.